Molecule: messenger RNA, 2991 nt
Organism: Gamsiella multidivaricata
Lineage: Eukaryota; Fungi; Mortierellomycota; Mortierellomycetes; Mortierellales; Mortierellaceae
Product: glycine dehydrogenase
Exons: 3
Coding region: 1-2991 (996 amino acids)
Biological process (GO): glycine decarboxylation via glycine cleavage system
Cellular component (GO): mitochondrion; glycine cleavage complex
Molecular function (GO): glycine binding; pyridoxal phosphate binding; glycine dehydrogenase (decarboxylating) activity
Source: RefSeq, a predicted model, not a curated record
AUGAUCAGCAAAGCAACUCCCGCCUCGAUCAAGACCUGCUCGCCCCUCUCAAUCCGAUCUGCCCUCCGCUCGAUCCACACCGAGAAGCCCCCAGCAAGAACUGUUUUCUCGCCCCUCGACACCUUUGCCCGUCGUCAUAAUGGCCCUAGCCAGUCUGAGAUCAAGGAGAUGUUGAGCGCCAUCGGCUUGAAGGACUUGGACGGACUUACUGGAAAGACUAUCCCUGACCGUAUCCGUUCUACACGCGCACUGGCUCUCGAUCAUGGAUUCACAGAGAAGGAAGUUCUGGAGCGUCUGAAGCAUAUUGCUUCCAAGAACAAGGUCUUCAAGAACUACAUCGGAAUGGGCUACACCGACGUUGUCGUUCCCAAUGUCAUCUUGAGAAACGUCCUGGAAAACCCCGGCUGGUACACUCAAUACACUCCUUACCAGCCCGAGAUUGCUCAGGGUCGUCUGGAGUCCUUGCUCAACUACCAGACCAUGGUUACCGAUCUCACUGGUAUGUCGAUUGCCAACGCCUCUCUUCUGGAUGAGGGUACUGCUGCCGCUGAAGCCAUGAUCAUGUGCUGGGCUGCCACCAACCGCAAGAAGAGCACCUUCUUUGUGGACGAGAACUGCCAUCCCCAGACAAUUGCCUGCGUUCAGACCCGUGCUGAGGCCUUCAACAUCAAGGUCAUCGUUGGAAACCAUCGCGACUUUGACUUUGAGUCCAUCAAGGGCGACAUGGCUGGUGUUAUUAUUCAGUACCCCGAUACUCGCGGAAACGUUACCGACUACAAGGCAUUCGCUGAUAAGAUUCACGGAUAUGGUGCCCAGGUCGUCACCGCCACUGACUUGAUGGCUUUGACCAUGCUCACCCCUCCCGGAGAGUGGGGUGCCGACAUUGCUCUCGGUAACUCUCAGCGUUUCGGCGUUCCUCUUGGCUAUGGUGGCCCCCACGCUGCUUUCUUCGCCUGCAAGGACGAGCACAAGCGCAGGAUGCCCGGUCGCUUGGUCGGUGUCUCCAAGGAUGUCGAGGGCAACAAGGCCUACCGUCUCGCCCUUCAGACGCGUGAGCAGCACAUUCGCCGUGAGAAGGCUACCUCCAAUAUCUGCACGGCUCAGGCCCUCUUGGCUAACAUGGCUGCCCUCUAUGCCGUCUAUCACGGACCUGCCGGUAUUAAGCAGAUCGCUCAACGCAUCCACAACAUGACCGCCAUUUUUGCCGAGGGCGUUCGUCAGGCCGGCCACAAGGUUGAGAACGAACAAUUCUUUGAUACCUUGACCAUCAAGGUCCAGGGAGGCGCCGACAGCCUUGUCAAGAAGGCCCUUGCCGCUGGAAUCAACGUCCGCCAAUUCGACGCUGAGACUGUCGGUGUCACUUUCGACGAGUCCUGCAACAAGGCCGAGCUGGAUGAUCUGAUCAAGAUCUUCGCUCAGGAUGGCGCCGCCCCCGACCUCCUCAGCAUUGCUCAGAAGCUUAACAUCUCCGAGACCAGCCCCGCCAAGGUCCUCGACGAGAAGUUCAUUCGUACCUCGGACUAUCUGACCCACAAGAUCUUCAACUCUUACCACUCCGAAACUGAGAUGCUCCGCUACAUCUACCGCCUUCAGAACAAGGAUCUCUCUCUGACUCACUCCAUGAUCCCUCUCGGCUCCUGCACCAUGAAGUUGAAUGCCACCACCGAGAUGAUCCCCGUCACCUGGCCCGAGCUCGGAAACAUCCACCCCUUCGCCCCCGACAAUCAGACUGAGGGUUACCAGAUCAUGCUCAAGGAGCUUCGUCGCGACUUGGCCGAGAUCACUGGAUUCGAUGAUGUCUCUCUUCAGCCCAACUCUGGCGCCCAGGGAGAGUACGCUGGUCUCCGUACUAUCCGUGCCUACCACGAAACCCGAGGCGACCACAAGCGCAACGUCUGCUUGAUCCCAGUCUCUGCCCACGGUACCAACCCCGCCUCUGCCGCCAUGGCUGGCAUGGAGGUCGUCCCCGUUAAGUGCUUGGCCAACGGUAACUUGGAUCUUGUCGACCUUAAGGCCAAGGCUGCCAAAUACUCUGAGCGCCUUUCUGCCUUCAUGGUUACCUAUCCCUCGACCUUCGGUGUGUUUGAGGAUACUGUUUCGGAGGCUUGCGAGAUCAUUCACUCCAACGGAGGACAGGUCUACAUGGAUGGCGCCAACAUGAACGCUCAGAUCGGAUUGACCUCUCCCGGCCACAUUGGCGCUGAUGUCUGCCACUUGAACUUGCAUAAGACCUUCUGCAUUCCCCACGGAGGUGGAGGACCCGGUAUGGGGCCCAUUGGUGUCAAGGCUCACUUGGCGCCCUACCUGCCCGGUCACCCUGUCUUGAAGGUUGGAGGAGACAAAGCCAUUGGUCCUAUUUCUGCCGCUCCCCACGGUUCUGCUUCGAUCCUCCCUAUCUCUUGGGCCUAUGUCAAGAUGAUGGGAGGCGAGGGCAUCAAGAACGCUACUGAGAUUGCUUUGUUGAAUGCCAAUUACAUGGCUCACCGCCUCAGCAAGCACUACAAGGUCUUGUUCACGAACGAGAAUGGAAUGUGCGCUCACGAGUUCAUCAUCGAUAUCCGUCCCUUCGGCUCUGUCGGUAUUGAGGCUAUUGAUAUUGCCAAGCGUCUCCAGGACUACGGUUUCCACUCACCCACCAUGUCUUGGCCCGUGCCUAACACUCUCAUGAUUGAGCCCACUGAAUCUGAGAGCAAGGAGGAGCUCGACCGUUUCUGCGAUGCCAUGAUUGCCAUUCGCGCUGAGAUCCAAGAGGUUCAGGAAGGCAAGCAGCCUCAGAAGGACAAUGUUCUCAACAAUUCUCCUCACACCUUGGCUGUGUUGAUGAAGGACGACGAGUUCUGGAAGAACAAGUCUUACACCCGUCUCCAGGCUGCUUACCCCUUGCCUCACCUCCACAAGUUCAAGCUGUUUCCCACUGUCUCCCGUAUUGACGACAGCUUCGGUGACCGCAACUUGAUCUGCUCGUGCCCUCCCAUGAGCGAUUACGAGUAA